Sphenostylis stenocarpa is the source of this 327-nucleotide messenger RNA. NCBI's taxonomy places the organism in Eukaryota, Viridiplantae, Streptophyta, Magnoliopsida, Fabales, Fabaceae. The record is from the annotation of a GenBank genome assembly.
AUGCAGAAGAAGAAGAAGAUGGCUACCAAAGGUCGACCCAGGAAAAAAUCCCCAGUUCAUGAGGCUUCUGAAGAUAUCCAGAUAAACUUGUUAGUCACAGAUCAGGAUGGGCAUCAUAUGUACUUCAAGGUGACCAAAGACUUGGAGUUAAUGAAGGUAUUCAAAGAAUUCUGUGAGCGAAAGAACUUAGAAUUACGCUCCAUGCAGUUCCUACACGAGGGUACUCACAUUAAGGGAAAUCAAACACCAAAUCUGCUUAACAUGGAAGAUGGUGCGGAGAUCUUUGCCGCCAGACACCAACUUGGAGGUGGUGCUUCUGCCCCAUAA